GCGAGGAUCGGCGCUGCGCGAUGCGGCGGCGCCGCGAUCGGCGGGGGCGGCUGCGCCGACGGCUGACGCGGCGGAGGCGCUGACCUCCGACGGCCAUGUGCCGUCGCUGACAGUGGCGAUCGUGGGAAGGGACGGCGCGGGAAAGACGCGGCUCGCGGCGGAACUGCUGAGGUUGCAGCCUGGUAAAGAAAGGGGCUCCCUCUCAAGCCUCUCUCUUGGACAACCAUCGGCAGAUGAACUGACUACAGAGGAGUCUGCAACGCAUUUCAACACGACUCUGUACAACCACCUCUAUGCUGUGGACUGCGGGUCCCAUCGGCUGCAGAUUGUGGACAGCCCAGGCCACGUUGAGAGAUUGCCCCACAUCGACAUGGCUCUAAGAGUAGCGAAUUGCUCUGUGUACGUCGCCAAGAUGGGUGCAAAAGUGGACAGUGCAGGCCUGAGGGUGUGGGACCACCUGGAGACCUCACAAAUGCCACGGGCACUGUUCGUGAGCCAGGUGGACGAUGGUGGGAAGGAUGCCUUCGAAAAGUGUGUGAGCGAUCUGAGAGAUUCGAUCGGCAUUCUUGUGGUUGUCCUCUUUGCACCCUACCAUGACCCCGAAACAGGGGCGCUGGUGGGGCUGAUUGACGUCAUCAAGCAGGAGCUGUGCAUUGGGGACCAUUCCUCCCUUUCAAGGGUGCCCCUCCCAGAGGCAGCAGUGCCCAUCGCCACCGCAUGGCUCACAAAUCUGAUUGAGGUGCUGGCCGAGGCAGACAUCGACGAAGACGUGUCAGAGGCGUACUUGGUCGAGGAGGUGCCCCCUCAAGACGUGCUGCUGCGAGCACUGACAAAGUCGGUGCUCAGCAGGGCAGUGACGCCCAUCCUUUGUGGCAGCUCGGCCACAGGGAUGGGUGCUGAUGAACUUGACGAGUUCAUGGUGGACCACUUUCCCUUGGCCGGGCCAAAUGCGGCGAGCAGCGAGUGGCUCGGAGAGAACUCUGAGGGACUGGAGGAAGUCAGCCCCGACCCCAACGGGCCGUUCGCAGGCUACGUCUGCGGCACCCACUAUGACAAGUAUGCGGGCAAGUGCUCUGACGUGCUGGUGCUCAGGGGGACGCUCAGGGCGGGGGACAAGAUCAUGGAUGCCACCACGCAGGCCAAAUAUGCAAGCCACAAGCUGAUGCGGUGGAGCCGUGUAGGUGAGCUCGAGGAGGUGGAGGGCGGUGUGGCAUACCCUGGGGACAUUGUUGUCCUCGACCACUGCGACGUUCACGUGAACCAGACUGUCUGUGAUCCCAACAAGCCUGUAGCGCUGGACCCCUUGAAGUUUGAAAAGCCGCGGUGCACAUUCAGGCUGGAUUUUGGAGGUGGGAAGAGUGCAAAGGAGGAUGCAAAGGCGCUGUCAGCCAUUCACAUGCUCCUUGACGAGGACCCAACCCUGCGCCUCACCCGUAACGAUGAGACCAGCGAGUUCCUGCUGUCCGGCAUGGGCCUACUCCACCUGGAAGUGGUCAAGGAGCGCCUAAAGACCACCCAUGGCAUCGAGCUGGCCCUUUCCACACCCCACGUGGCCUACCACGAGGCCCCGGGGACCAAGGCCCACGGCCUGGGGCGCCACAAGAAGCAGAGUGGCGGGCACGGGCAGUUUGGUGUGGCGGAGAUCUUGAUGGAACCGCUGGCACGUGGGGCAGGUGUGGAGUUCGUAUCGGAGAUCAAGGGGGCGUCCAUCCCAAAGCAGUACAUAGGGAGUGUUGAGCGUGGUGUUCGUGAUGCCUUCAAGAAUGGCCCUCUUGGCGGCUUCCCAGUCGUUGACGUGAGGGUGAGGCUGGUGGAUGGCAAGACGCACUCCGUGGACUCUGGCGAUGCCGCAUUCCAUCAGGCCGGCAUUCUGGCAGCACGCGAUGCCCUGUCAAAAGCAAAGUGCACCCUCUUGGAGCCGGUGAUGAUGGCCAACAUCAACGUGCCCGACGCCAAUGUGGGCAGCAUAUCCAAGGACCUCUUGCGGCGGCGGGGCCAAGUCCUUGCCGUCAACCCCAAGGGCCACAUGUCUGAGAUCCGUUGUGCGUGCCCCCUGGCAGCUGUGCUCGAUUAUUCAGCGGACCUGCAGCAGAUGACGAGCGGCCUUGGGGUCUUCACGAUGGAGCUUGACUCAUACCAGGAAGUACCACAGAACCUGGCGGACGGGAUCCUGAAGAGUGCGGGUGCGGGGCAGUGA
Molecule: messenger RNA, 2197 nt
Organism: Ostreobium quekettii
Lineage: Eukaryota; Viridiplantae; Chlorophyta; Ulvophyceae; Bryopsidales; Ostreobiaceae
Source: the annotation of a GenBank genome assembly